Messenger RNA from Ricinus communis (castor bean), 3707 nucleotides. RefSeq names its product early endosome antigen 1. The record is from RefSeq and is a predicted model, not a curated record. Bases 564 to 3443 code for a protein of 959 amino acids. The transcript is spliced from 6 exons. NCBI's taxonomy places the organism in Eukaryota, Viridiplantae, Streptophyta, Magnoliopsida, Malpighiales, Euphorbiaceae.
CCCCCGCUCCUCCGCCUUUCUCUCCCUCAGCCCGCCGCUUUAAUACCCAAAACAAUUUUUUUAAAAAAGGAUUUGUUUCAAUUUAUGACCAAAUUACCCCUCUCGUCAUUUUCCACAAAAGAAAAAUUGAACUCUCAAGAGUGACGUUCGGCCCGCUCUCUCUUCAUUCUCUGUCAUCCUCUCCUUAUUACUUUCUAUCACUGUUCUCAGACUACACUUACACUCCCCGUCGCCGUUAACUCCUUUUCUCUACCCGUCAAAACUUCUUUUUCCCACCGCCGGCAGUUUAUGCCGUCACAACCCCCCGUAAUAGUUGUGAGUGGAUUUAGUUCCACUGUUUUUUCUUUUUUCUCCCAUUCAUAUUUCACUUUCAAGGGCGAAUCACAGCAGUCAAUCUGACUUUGCGAAGGCUAGAAACCUUGUUGGCAUCUGGGGCAUUGAUAGAGUUUCAAACCAGCAGGUUCAUUGUGAUCUCUUCCUUGUUAGAACUGCCUAUAAAGACCAGGAUCAAGAAGCACUGCUUUACAUGAAAGUACAGAUUGCAAUUUUAGUUUGAGACACAGAUGAAGAAGUUAUUCUUUUUCAGAUCUUCUUCCUCUAAUAAUGAAAACAACAAUUCUGGUUCUCUUCCAUCAACUGAUAAACAAGUUUACUGGGAGAUGCCAUUGGAAAAUGAGUUGAAUAGCCAUGGUAAGGCUGAGAAUGGUUUCCGAAGUCCAAAGGGCUUUUUUUCAAAAUCUCGAAAGCAAGUCUAUGACAAUUCAAGCUCCAGCUCCAGUUCAUUUCUCAGAAGGAGUCGGUCAAUGUCAUCAGCUGCCUUUACUGUUGAUGAACCGCAAAACGAUUUUUCUUGCAUAGGUGAUCAAAGCAGAUCUCCUGCUAGUAGCAUCAGUAGUGCUGCUUAUCAGCAACGUGAACAUCCAUCUGGGAGGCGGUCUAUUACUCCAGAAAGACGAGCCAAACCAAAGCGAAUUGAAGUGGCCACAACUAUUCAAAAGUCGCAUGGACAAGAGAGGCCUGGUUCUUCUAGUUCUUCUAAAUCUCAUCAUGAUUCAUCUGGAAGCUCUUCCUCCAGUAAUGUCUCAAGUAAAGUUUUGGAUCGCUAUAUUGAUGGCGAGCAGGAGCUUGAGAGGAGUAAGCCCAAAAGCAAUACUUUUCAAAGAAAUUUUGCUGGGAAUGGAAAUUUUGGUGGAAGGCUUCCCCCACGAAUUCAAUAUACAAACCCUGCAUCACCAACAGAUGGUGUCAAAGAUAAACCCAGGUCUCACUCAUUUAGGGAAGCUAAAGGUACCCGCCAUCAUUUUUCUUCCAAAGAAUGGGUAGACAAUGGAUUUGGUCAUGAAUCUCCACGGAGACUUGCAAAGAAUGUUAUCGCAAGACUCUCUCAAACUCAUUCUUCUCAUAAAUCAAGUUUGAAGGAGUUUAAUUACGAUGUGCCAAUCACAAUUGAAGAUAUCUAUGGUGGCGCAUUGAAUAAAUGCUUUGAUUCAAAUGUAGAUGUUCCUUCCCGAAAAAGUUACUCUGCGGAGGAACCGUAUGAAAUCAGUCAUGGUUAUCACACAGAUGAUUUCGCAGGCUCUCAGAAACAACUGGGAAACAAUUUUGUGGAUUUGAACUCUGUUCAAACUGAGGAUGCAGUAGAUGCAGAAUUACAACAAAGAUCUAAAGAAGCUGAGGAGAGGGUUUUGCUUCUUUCUGAAGAACUCGAUCAAGAAUGCUUUCUUCCAGAUAGUGGAUUUGAUGUGCCGUCAUUGAUUCAUGCCAUUAGGAACUUGACGGAGAAUAAGCUAAGCUUGGCAAUUGAAGUUUCCGGCCUUCUAGUGUCCCGAAUUUCUGAGAGAGAUACUUAUAAAGAAGAACUUAGUUUGGCAAAGUCAGAAUUGGAGUCGCAGACCAAAAGACUAGAGAAGGAGAAGAGUGAGUUGCAGACAGCACUGGAAAAAGAGUUGGAUAGAAGAUCGAGUGACUGGUCAUCAAAGCUUGAGAAGUACCAAUUAGAAGAGAAGAGGCUUCGUGAGCGUGUCAGAGAGCUUGCAGAGCAGAAUGUUUCCCUUCAGAGGGAAGUAUCUUCUUUUAGCGAGAGGGAAACAGAAAGCAGAAGUGUGAUAACAUAUUCAGAGCAGCAACUUGGACACCUGAAUUCAAGGGUGGAAGAGGUGAGCAAAGAAAAUCAUGAUUUAAGAGAAAAUCUUUCUGAAUUACAGGAGAAGCAUGCAGUGGUAGAAGAAGAUCUUAAUUGCAUCAAAAGGAAUUUCAAAGAGAAGGACAAAGAGUGCAAAGAGUUACAGAAGUCCAUUGCUAGAUUGUUGAGAAUGUGCAGUGAACAAGGGAAGACAAUCGAGGGGUUGCGAGAGGCGUUUAGUGAGGAAAUUGAGGAGAAGCAGUCAUUGGACAAAUUUGAAAAGCAUGUGAUGAAAUUGCAAAUGGAGCAAAUGAGGUUAACAGGUGUAGAAUUGGCUUUGAGAAGGGAGGUGGAAUCUCAUAGGAUUGAACUAGAUUCUCUUCGACAAGAGAAUAUCAUUUUAUUGAAUCGUUUAAAAGGCAAAGGGGAAGAGCUUGGUGCUUUAACUUUCAAGCUAGAUAAGGAAAUGUGGACCCGUACAUGCUGCCUGCAAAAUGAAGGGCUAUCAAUGCUGAAGGACAGCACUCACCUUUGCUCCAAGUUAUUGGAAUUAAUCAAAGGGGGAGGAGGAGGAACUAAGCAGGGCUUAGAACUAAGAUGUGGUUUAGAUGGCCAAUUUUUUGUUGAAGCUGACAUAAAAGUUCAAGGCUUUAAGCGUGGAACUGAAAACUUAGCAAGGAGUUUGCAGACUAUAUCUUCUUUGCUGCAAGAGAAGCCCAGUUCAGUUGCUUCGAAAUUUGAGUUGACAUGUGCUAAUGUUGAUGGGUCAGGGAAACCUUAUCAGCAAACUUUGGAAGAUGCCUUAAGAUGUGAGCUUAAAGCAGAAACUUUGCUUACAAGUCUGCUAAGAGAGAAGCUGUACUCUAAAGAGUUGGAAGUUGAGCAGUUGCAGGCUGAACUAGCAGCAGCAGUGAGAGGCAAUGACAUCCUCCGAUCUGAAGUCCAGAAUGCAAUGGACAACCUUUCCUGUGCCAGCCACAAGUUGAAGGACUUUGAACUACAGAUGCAGAAGAAGGAUGAGAAUGUAAGUCGGCUCCGAAGUGACCUCCAAGAAUCACUGAAGGAACUCACAGUAAUAAGGGGUAUUCUACCCAAAGUUUCAGAGGAGAGAGAUUUAAUGUGGGAGGAAGUGAAGCAAUACAAUGAGAAGAAUAUGCUAUUGAAUUCAGAGCUUAACAUCUUGAAGAAGAAGAUAGAGGCACUUGAUGAGGACAUACUUCUCAAAGAAGGUCAAAUUACAAUCCUAAAAGAUACUCUAGGCAGCAAACCUUUCGAUCUCCUUGCCAGCCCUGAUCAUAUGCAAGAAUUUUUGCUAAAAUGAUUGCCAGAGAAAUGAUCUUUUUGAUAGGAUGUGUAAACAGUGUUUAUAGUUUACUAUAAAGUUGUGGUUUCAAGGUUUCUGUAGUUUUAAGUUUUUAACCUUCUUCGUUUUUGGUUUCUUCCUUCUUGGGGGGUGGGUCUUUAAUGGGUAAGAUGGUAUACAGCCUUAAAUACCAUGAUUCUUUUGUACAAGACUUCUGGGUUAUAAUUGUAUUUAGUUGGUUUCUCUGUUCUUCAUGAAUGUUACUAAUAGAUCUUUUCUAUC